This is a messenger RNA of Pocillopora meandrina, 4522 nucleotides long. The record is from the annotation of a GenBank genome assembly. Lineage: Eukaryota; Metazoa; Cnidaria; Anthozoa; Scleractinia; Pocilloporidae.
AUGGCUCUAAAGCAAUGUAAAGUCAAGACUACUUCGAAGCCAGGAUUUUUCCUCGUUGGUUAUGUACUUAAGUCAUUCACAGCUGAAAGAUUGGCAUUUUGCUACAGUACUUGUAGCACGGAUCCGUCUUGUCAAAGUUUAAAUUAUAACCUCGCUUCAAAAACCUGCCAAUUGAAUUCAGAAUCAAGGAAAAGUAAACCUGACAGUUUUCACGCGAGCGAUGGUUACGUUUACUCUGAUAAUCCUGAUCGGGGUAAGAGUUUUAAAGCAAUGAUCUGAUAAUAUAUGAAAAAAAUGUCGCCAACAAUUCUCUUUCACGAUUGCUUAAGUAAUUCAGCUGGUUUCCUGCAAGUGAGGACAGUUUUCCUUUUUUCUCUCGGGGUCGGGGGUGUAUUGCUUAUCUGAUAGUUUUGGAGCAGUGUUGCUCAACCUUUGAUUUACACAUGUCGUAUGUAUGUUGUAAGUUCUCUUGAUGUAGCUGUUAUGCCUGGAGCGAGGAGAGUUCGAUCAAUAUUACUGUCAAGGAAAAGCAACGUCAAAUACACUCAUAGAUAAACUUAUAAACGAAAGCAUAUUUCCCGAGACGCCCGCCUAACAGUGGUAGAAAUUGCGAAUCUAGAUUUCCUCCUAUAAACCUUCACGGGGAAUAACUGUUGUAAUACAAAACUUAUAUUCGCUGGAAGGUGAGAGUAACGUUUCAAUGUCCAUUAUAUUAAGCAUCUUGUGUUCGCAAAAAAAAAAAAAAAAAAAAAAAAGGAAAACCUCCUUCCCCCCUAUAGUGAGUUAUUCAUUCAUUUAUUUGCUUAUUUGUUCAUCUUUUCAUCAAAAAUCUUGUUACCCGACACAUUUGAAAUUUCCUCUUAUAAACCUUCACGGAAUACAACCGUUGCAACAAAAAACCAAUGUUUCCUGGGAGGCGAGAAUUACGUUUCACUUUCCAUUAUAUUAAGCAUAUUUUUUUCCGAAUCAAAAGUCUCAUGUUACCCGAAACAUUUGAAAUAUAAGCCGGAAGAAAAGAAGCAAUCACGUGACGCAAUAUAUAUAUAUAUAUAUAUAUAUAUAUAUAUGUAUUCAUCCCCCAGCUUUACGCAAAGAAAUUUUGUAUCAAGGACCGUCAUCAAUCUUGAUCAAGUGUCAUACUAUUGACAGAAUUUUCCUGGUGUUUUGUUCUAAAGGAAAGAAAGGGUCCUUGCCCACGGUACCAGGCUUUUCAUGUAGAAAUAUUGACGAAAAUGGAGAUCUGGACUCAAGCGGCGUUUAUUGGAUUCGACCUGCAGGGUCUCUUGUCAGUUUCCAAGGAUACUGUGAUAAGUCAGCUAUUGGACGUAAGUUUACCGAUCGAUCAAACAAAUUAAUUAUAAACGAUAACUAGGGGUAAGAUAAACAUAGGCAUGUAUGCAUGCAAGAGUUAUUUUUUGGGGGUGGGUAGAUUACUUGAAACAUUGUAAUUUUAAAAACAUUUUACAUUGUUAACGUGGAAAAGAACGAAAAUGUCGAGUUAACUUACAUACAGCUAUUUUGUGGUAGAUUGCGUACUGCAUAAUGGCGAGUAACUGUUGCCAAAAAUAAAUUGUAUUGGUGCCACGGACACCUGUUAGUACAAAAUGCAGACUGCAGACUGCCGACUACAGACCGGAUACAAAAUGUAGGCUAGGUACAAAAUGUAGACUAGGUACAAAAUGUAGACUGCAGACUGCAGAGUGAAUAAUGCAGACUGGGAAUCUAAAGAUUUUUUUCUUCUGGUAUGUGAUAACAUGUCAUCCUACAACUUACCGAGCGUCACGCAAUCGCUUUUCCGCGAUCAGCUUUCACGAUUAUUAACACUAUUGUUGAAUAUUCCUGGCCCAUUUCUUGAUCAACAUCGAUCUUAAUAUAAUUUCAAGCCUUCAUAUAGUCUUCUCACUUUUCGCGCAAGUUGGUUGGUGUGAUGUCCGUACAGAUUUUAUGAAGGUAGUAAAAGUAGAUGUAGAUGUAAAUGAGAUGUCACUAUUAAAUAUUUAAUACGCGUAACAUUCGAGAAACAAUUGACAGCUUUGCACGUGGUCCGUAUUAUCAUCUUUUUGAGCGGUAUGUGUUUAUUUUGUUGACAAAAAUGCGGACCGAGACCAAAACUGUUCCUCCGACUUGAUAAAUUUUCGACGUUAGUAGAUCACAUCGUAUUAACUUACCUCCGUAAAUCAUUUAUUCCAGAUAAUAAAAUCAAAUAAACGUGGCAACGAUGGUAUUUGAAUUCGUCCUUGGCCAAACACUAACGACUCCACAAGAUCACUUUCUCCAGGCAUCGAAAACAUACACAAAAUCGUCCAUAGUUAAUUUUAAUCAGACAUUCAUCUAGAGAUAGCACCGAGCAAACCAAUCCAGAAAAAUAUAAUCGGUACACUUAACAAAUCAUGAAUCUUGCAACACAGCUUGCCGUUAAAGACCUGCUCAAAUCAAAAUGUUUAUUGGUGCAAUUCAUCAACACCUCAAGCAAUAUUUGAUUCAAAAUUUUUCCACUCACCCUCGUCGUGAAGGAACAAUAACCAUCAUCAUGCAACAGUGCACAGGACUCCAUUUUCUCUCGAACAACUAUCCACCACUUUCAUAGCAUGAGUAACACGUUUACUAUAGGUAAUCUGAUAUCUUUCAGCUGUCCAGUUGUAUCGCAUUUCUCUUAAAGCGCGGUAAAAUACACGUUAAAAACACAGAAAAACCAACAUUUCUCAUUCUAAAAGAUGAUUCCAUUUUACGAACCGCUCUCUCCGAAUCCCCGAUUACUUCGUUGAAAUUUGAACACUCUCAAACCAAAGAACAAAAACGACGCUCUGAUUAGUGUGAGAUACAUACCCUAAACGAUCUGAUCUGUGCAAGCAACAUACCACUCUCUAAACGCUAACAUAUAUGUUAUUUAAAAAACAAAUAAAUAAAAUAAAAUAACUCAAAAAUAAUGUGGGCUUUCUUAAAAGUUGAUUCAAUGGAUUGUCAUUGAGCCUUAAAUAUAAUUUCUUGCAACGCAAAUUAUUAAAAAAAAAACAACAAACAGGCAGUAAAAAAACAAAAAAGCAAAAAACGCAAAACACAACAAAGCAAAGCAAAAGAAGAAAGAAAAAAAGAAAACAUACUCUGCAAAACAUUUACCACAACGAUCCCAUGGAAUUUCAAUCUUAUCUGUUUCAUUUCAUUUUGACGCUUUUUCUGUCAUUUUACGGAACAGGUUAUUCCGUCUAAGAUUUGAUCGUAUAAUCAUGUCACACCAGACCAUAGGCUUAAUGUCACUUCUACAUCUGUAAGCGAUAUUACUGUUCGUAACACAACAGAAUUGGUAGCAUGUUUGUGCCCACUCAAUUGCAUUCUACAUGAAGACAGAGAGGUUGUUAGGAUGUUAAUUUUUUUCUCCCUGUACAAGAAUGGACGAAGGUAACUCAGCAAUGGAUCAAGCAAACUUUUAAAGAUGGAGUGACGCUGACCUACGCUGAAGAAAAUGACGGGCUCGUCAUUUCAGGCCAGGUGACCAGAAAUGCGUGUGGUUAUGGUGAACCUCCCGGGGCUCUGACCCUGAUUAAAGGCUAUUGGACCAGGAUAAAAUACACUCAAGAGUUCCGUGGAAUAGCUUCGUGUUGGAGCAUAUUUGGAGAUAACAGGUUUGUAUAUAUACACAUGUACAUUGAAAUCGUUUCAGUACCAGAAUGUUGCUCGACAAUUUAAUGAGCCUGAAAUAAGCUGCAGGAGCUUGAAAGUAAAGUGCAAAGGUUAUGAAACUCGAGAGAAGUUGAUUAUGUUUUUGAAUUCUAGGUAUGGUCGAACUUCAGUUGGAAACAAAUCAACAGGUGUGCAUCCCCUUGAUUCCUCUCAAGGAGAUUCCAUCACAAAUGAAUACUUCAUGGGUGGAGAUUGUGAGUAAAGCGUUUCUCUGUUUCUUUCUUAUUUUCUCUUGAGAUACAGUGCUAUUUCAUCGCCAUUUCUUUAGGUUGUCAUUUUAUAUUUCCUUUGAUUUCCACCAAGUUUGCCGUAAAUAUGUCUCCAUGAUAAACAGAAAGCUAUUGAGAUGGACAGUUCCUCAGAUAAAAUCCUCCUUAUGAAAUUGAAGAGAAAAAAAAAAGAUAGGGUGGGAGUGGCAUCCAUCAGCCCCCACUUCCCUCCCCCUGUACUUCCAAAAGUUAAAGUUACUAUCACGGCAGUUAAGGAUCCACAAAUUUGUUCAACGAAGAGAAAAUUAAAACAAAACAAAAACAAGUUACGAAACCUAAAAUACCCUGAAUUUUCGGGAUCAAAAUUCUCGUCAACUUAGAUAAUUAAAAGAUAAUUUCUAGCUCGAGUUUUUAAACUUUUGUUUUAUUUUAAUCUUUUAGCUCACAUCUUUGAUGGUGAAACAACAAAGUGCGUCGAUGUAAACACAAACUUUUGGCAUAACAAUAACCCCAGUGUACGCUAUGCAACGGUGAUUCUCAGGAGAGAUCUGAGUGCAGAAAAUGCCGGUAUUUUUACCGGCACAUCGUGUGGCACACCAACGUACAAGAUAAAGGAUAUUUACGUAUACUUUUAA